CAGUUCAUAAACUGGAAUGAGAGUGUAAACAUUUAUUUAGUGAAUUGGAGAUGAAAUUGCCGUAAAGGAAUUAUAAAUCAUACGAAAGAUAUGAUUUUUAAAUAUGUGAUUUACAGCUUUUAGACGCAAGGCGCUCAAAAAACAAAAUUAUAGCGUCCAAUCAGUUGCCUGUUGUGCGUUGUACGAUUAGCCAAUUAAAAAACGAAAAACAAAAACAAUGCUGACAAUACUCGACUUGCCUGAUGAAUGCUUGAUAAACAUUUGUAAGCGAUUGGAUCACGAUAUCCAGCGUUACCACUGGGUGAAUGUGUGCGAAAGAUUCCAGUACAUCUACUAUGAGUAUUUCCAUAACUGGACGGAGGUUAAUGAUUAUUUAGCUCAAAACUUUGGUCACCUAAUCGGCACCGACGAUUUUCCGAUGCAAAUAAUCAAACGAAUUAAUUUAUCGAAAUCAAAGUGUUCUAAAAGAUUUUUAAAUAAACUACGCAACUCUCAUCCAGAGAUUGAGGAAGCAAAACUCUUUUCGUUCACUGAUCAGCAUAUGGCAGAGCUUUUGCCUUUGCCAAAUCUGAAAGUUUUAAUAUGCAUUGGCACCUACGAUCUAAGUGGUAGAAAUUUGAUAGACCUCUGCCGACUCACUGAGCUACACAUUCACACCAACAAAUUCAUAUAUUCGGAAAAUUUGAUUCACACCACCUACCACAAUCCACUGCGAGUGCUAGUAAUUCCCAAUGAUCAGGGAGUAUUCUCCGAAAAAUACGCGUUUGAAAUGGUCGAAAACUUAAAGUAUCUCGAAAAGCUUGUGGUUGAGUAUAAUCACUGCAAAUCUUGGCAAUUGAUUGGCACUUUACCCCUACUAAAGAAGCUUGAGAUUUGGGAUUUCGUUAUUCACGGAUGUGAUUCAUGCGCAGAGAAACCCGGUUUAUAUGAUACGUGUGCUCCCAAUCACGACAAAAUCCUAUUUGAUGAACUACGCAAAAGAAAUCAAUUGGAGGAGCUCAUUUUCUAUGAUGGUUAUCUAACUGGAUUUCAUCUAAACGGAAUUUCUGAAUUGAGAAGCUUGCGGAUAUUGAAAUUUUCGCGAGUCAUUAUAUCACUCGAAGUCUUACACAAAGUUCCACUCGAUAUAUUUAAAGAUUUAGUUAAUUUGGAGGAGUUACAUUUUGAUGGCGGUCAGGAAAUAAUUCCAGAAGAAUCACUCGAAUUUAUAAAAAAUUGUCAAAAAUUAAGAGUCAUAAAUUUUUGGUACGCAACUGGCAUAAAUGCGAACUUUAUUUCGAACGCAAAUGAUAUCGUAAGUAAAAGGAAGUCGUCAACGGUUAAACCUUUAACGCUGGGAUUCAGCUUUAUCACGAACGAGAUGAUCAGAGGAUUGUGUAUUCGGACACCACUUUUGCAUAUAAGAAUUACGAUCUUAAGAAGGAAAUUUGUUGCUGCAGAAGAAUCGUAUUUGAAAAGUGAAGACGAAUGUGUGAGCCAAUCGGAUGUACAAGGAGAUUUGUUGAAGAGGAAAUUUUCAGUCAUGAAUAUGGUAGCCGAAGAGAGGGAAGUUGACAUGGAAAUCAUAGCUAGAAUGGCAGCAAGGGCAGAGUCAGGAAAUGAAAGUGAACAGAACGAAUAAGAACACAAGAGUUGAAGGAAAAGGGUUGAAAUUUUAUUUAAAAGAUAAAGAGGUUAUAAAUAAUUUGAAUAUAAUACAGCAAAACGAAAAAUAAACAAAAAAAGCAAGCAAGAC
Messenger RNA from Anastrepha ludens (Mexican fruit fly), 1735 nucleotides. RefSeq lists its product as uncharacterized. Bases 218 to 1621 code for a protein of 467 amino acids. The transcript has 5 exons. The record is from RefSeq and is a predicted model, not a curated record. Lineage: Eukaryota; Metazoa; Arthropoda; Insecta; Diptera; Tephritidae.